AUGAAGAUGUUCCGUCUUUCCGCACUCCUCGCCCUGUCCCUCGGCGGCCUAUCACUUGCCAGAGAGUAUGGACAGUGGGGUGUCUAUGUAUACAGCGACCGAAACUGCGAGCACCAGCUUGGCCAGUGGCGAGAUGAUCAGCUGCCAGAAUGCAUCAGCCUCGACGGCUAUCCCGAUGUUCUCGGCAUCAGAACCGACAUCCAGCACCUGGGCCCUGUCGAAUGCGGGUGGAAUGUCGUGACUUUUGAUAAUCCCACUUGCAGUGGCGAGGGUAGAGAUAUUAGACUGAAUGACGUCUGCGUUGACACCCCGUUCUUUGGAGAUUUCAAGAAGCCUGUCAAGAGCUUCAUCGUUGGCAAAUUUCCCCUUUGCGACUAG
Molecule: messenger RNA, 378 nt
Organism: Fusarium musae
Lineage: Eukaryota; Fungi; Ascomycota; Sordariomycetes; Hypocreales; Nectriaceae
Exons: 1
Coding region: 1-378 (125 amino acids)
Source: RefSeq, a predicted model, not a curated record